GUGUCUGUGGCGCCGCAGCACUGAAAGAGAGCCGCGCUGCACACACUGACAAGCCUUGGACUGGGCGAGGCGGCGGAUCCCAGUGUGUGGCCCUCAUCUAUCAUCGCUAUGGGAAUUACCACAGCGUUCUUUCUGAACCAAGCUCUGAUCCCCUACUAUCUGAAACCGGUCCACCUGGAGACACGGACUAUAAAACACUGCAGUUGAGACUAUCGCUGCACCAGAGCCCGGCACAGCUUCAUCUCCUCCAGUAAACUGAGGAGGAUGACGACGAUGAUGAUGAUGAUGAGAGACAUCUAGAGAUGAGAAGUGUUUGCUCGACCCUCAUACGUAUUUUGAAAACCAGUACGAUGUAUGCUACGUGUGUGUCCGCAGUGCUCUUAUGUAUAGUGGUGAUUGACAUCUCAGCUCGGGUUUUGACUACAACCAGCCCAGCUGAUCCAUCCGUCCUCUCUCCCCGCCAAUAUCAGCACACCGACCCAGACUCAGGCACCCAGCUGGUCUGUGACAAGUGCCCGGCAGGCACCCAUGUGUCUGUCCACUGCUCCCCAACAGCCGUGAGGGAAUGCAGCCACUGCCCUGAAGGCACAUUCACACGGGGCGAGAAUGGGGUGCAGAAAUGCCAUCCCUGUCGGGCUCCGUGUCCUGCAGGCUUCAUUGAGAAAGCGACCUGCACGCCCAUCCAGGACAGAGUCUGCACAUGUCCCCCCAACAGCUUUUUGUUCGGGGAUGGUGGCACAGAGUGUAGGCCCCACUCGUUGUGCCCACCAGGGACCAGGGUGAAAAGGCGGGGCAGCGAAACAGAGGACGUGCUCUGUAGGCCUUGCACCAAGGGGACUUUCUCCGCUGUGGAGUCCAGUGUGGUGAAGUGCCGAACCCACACGGACUGCCAAGCUCAGGGGCUGGUGCUGCUCACACCAGGGACUAAAGAGACCGAUAAUGUCUGUGGACCCCCUUCUACAGCCCCCAUUUCCUUUUCAUCUUCACCUGUCUCCACACCCACCCUACUGGGUCCUGCACUGGCUGUGCUUGUACAGGAACCCAUGACUUCUUCAUCCACUCCAUCAUCAUCACUGACUGGACCUGGACUUAAAGGCACCUACAGCCACUCAGCAGCCAUUCAACUGAGGGGAAACCCAAGUGGGGAAGACCACCGUGCAGAGGGGCUAUUCCUUAGCCGGUCUGGCACUCCCACCCAACAAAAUCGUGAUCCCCCACAGACUCCACCGCUCCCAGCUGACAAGCAGCUCAUGGACCUCGAGCACCAGCAGGGGCAACCCAAUUCUGACCCUGUGCCAGGCCCCAACAAGAGGACGGUGGAGGGUCUGGAGGGUGAAGAGGUAGUCAGGGUUGGGACGGGUAUCAGCAAGGUAGCUGGGCAGGGGAGCGGAGGAGGUGGAAGUGGGGUCUCCAGCUACUACAGGCCCACUCGUAGGGGGUCCCCAAGGCCGAGCACUCACGAUCACUUUGACAUCAACGAGCACCUCCCCUGGAUGAUAGUGCUGCUGCUCCUGCUGGUCCUGGUGGUGAUCGUGAUCUGCAGUGUGAAGCGGAGUUCUCGCGUGCUGAAGAAGGGUCCCAUGGACCCUAGCAGCAUCAUGGAGAAGGCAAUUCAGAAGAAACCAUCCGUGCCUCCAAUGCAGGUCAAAGAGAAGUGGAUCUACUACUCCAACGGACAGGGAGUGGAUAUCCUGAAGCUGGUGGCGGCCCAUGUGGGCAACCAGUGGAUAGACAUCUAUCAGUCGCUGGCCAACGCCACGGAGAGGGAGGUGGCUGCCUUCUCUAAUGGCUACUCGUCAGAACACGAGCGAGCGUACGCCGCGCUGCAGCACUGGACCAUCCGGGACAGUGACGCCAACCUGGCCAAGUUGAUCAACGCCCUGCACCGACAGCGCCGCAUCGACGUGGUGGAGAAGAUCCGCUGUGUCAUGGAGGACAACCCACAGUUUGACAUCAACCAGCUGAUGACCUCAGUGAAUGUAAGCCAAAGCCUCAGCCCCGUCCACAAGCCGCUGGAGUCUCCGAGCAGCAUCGGCAGCAAUAGCGGUGGUAGCAUGGGUGGUGGUAGCAUGGGCGGGGCCAGCGGCAUGGCCGUGGAGCAGUCGCCAGUGGACCGUAGCAAAGGCUUCUUCCCCGACGAAUCAGAGCCCCUGCUUCGCUGCGACUCCACCUCCAGCAAAGACUCCGCCCUCAGCAGGAACGGCUCCUUCAUUACCAAAGAGAAGAAAGACACUGUUCUCCGGCAGGUGCGUCUGGACCCGUGCGACCUGCAGCCCAUCUUCGACGACAUGCUGCACAUCCUGAACCCAGAGGAGCUGCACGUCAUCGAGGAGAUCCCGGCCGCCGAGGACAAGCUGGACCAGCUGUUUGAGAUCGCGGGGGUCAAGAGUCAGGAGGCCAGCCAGACGCUGCUGGACUCGGUCUACAGCCACCUCCCGGACCUGUUAUAGUGGAGGAAGGAAGGAAGGAAGGAAGAAACAACACGGAUGAGAAUUGGCACAGAAAAAGAAAGGAAUGCCUUAGUAGGAAGGAUGACUCAGAUCUGAUGUUGUUCGGAAUAAGCUUGGCUUGAUAUUUGAUCUGCUAAGUGUCGGACUCGUCAUGUCACAUUGUCACAGGAUUUGAGCUAGGUGUCGUAGAUCAUCUGCUCCCUCUCUCUUUCAAUCUAUCUUUACUGGUACUUUACUCCUCCUAACCCUCCAGUCUUCUUCAAUUGUCUCGUGUGUAUACUCCUUCCACCCUCUACCAUGAUACAGGGUCAAUGCUCAUUGUAAUUAAAGCAUUCUAAGUGUCACACCAAGGAGUACUUUGGUUAAGGUGGUAUUAUGAUAGCAUCAUGACCUUAACAAAAAAGCCUCCAAAUUUAGAAAAAGCUGAUUUGAAGAGAAGCUGACUAAAUGGAAAAACAAAAACGCACUUUCUUUAUCUUAACUGGCCAAUGCCUUCACUUUUAAAGGGUCAUUCCAGUUUUUUCGUGGGUUGCGCCAGUCAUCCUGGCUUCCCUUGCCUUUAACAUGAUUUAAGUGUUUAAAAAAAAAAAUCUAAUUUAACGUGGUGGUUAUUGCUAAAUGAUUGCAAGAAAGGAAACUGCACACAUAAAAUAGUAAAUAAGCUAUCGCUCUAAAUAACACUGAUAUUAUCCGUAGGGGUUUAAGAUUCUUGUAGACCACAUUCACAGAUGUUUGCCGAGGUAUGACUUGACGCUUAAGUCAUGUGCCUGAGCUGGUCCCUUUUCUCAGCCCCUAAUUUUUUCUUUCCACCCCCUCCAGUUGCCUGUGCUUGGAGCAGAUCGUCCAUGGGUCUCUUUGUAAGCACUCUGCAAGACCAGCAGGGGGCAGUGUUAGAUUAGAAGGCUGACCUGCUGCUCUGGAACGAAAGCCAUAUAUCAAAAAAUACUGGAUAAUCAAAAUAAUCCAAUAUUACAAUAGUGGACUAAAAUUUACCUAAUCUAAUAUUAUGAUAUAUGGCUUUGUCUUUGAACUGUUUGCUUUUGGACAAAGGCUCCAAAAAUGAACUAUGAACUGUACAGGAAGAGUGCAGUGUUUACCGCCCCUGCCUGCUUCUCUGAAACCAAAGCCAUAUAUCUAAAACAGUUUAGAUACGUCGCUUUGGAAGCUCUGUCACUGUUGGACUCAUGGACAGUAUAUAGAAUAAAUAAUUCUACCAGUACGCACAUUCAGAUCUCUGCUAGCUAGCCCUGUUUGCCUCAACAAAUGUAGCUUUGAUGAAGUGUUCUUGAUACAUUUUGGAGCUUCAUGUUUGGGUGUCUUGAGUGUUUCAGUGCUAUAGUAAGACUAAUAGAAUACAAGUGAUUUUUGUCAUGCAGUGGUAUGUUGCUACAUGCUCUAUGUAGUUGGUAUUGAAAUGUAAUAAUGAUGCACUAAUUCUAUUUUCUGUUGGAGAGGCAGACAUGUAUUUUCUGGGUCCUUUUAUUUUCUUUUAUUCUGAAAUGCUGUUAACUAACAAUUGGUUUUGUUGUAAUGUUUUCUACAUUUAGUUUGAUUCAUUAUGUUCUUGUAGCAUCUCUUUGUUAUCCUUAUUUUUUUUUACUUCUUUGUAUCUGAUGCUUUCAUGGGCAUUCAGGUGUAUUUCCCCACGCUUGGCGUGACAAGAUGACCUGGCUGGGAUGUAAGAUGCAUACUCCAUACUCUACUUGAAGUCUGUCUACUUGUGUUACUUGAUUUAAAUGAGGAAAAAAUAAUGUACUCCUUAAGUUCCUUCCAAGUUCCACGUUCCUAAAAUAAUAACGAAACUUAAAAAGCACCACCAAAAACUCAUCAACAUUUGGAGACGAUUUUGCGGGCACCAUGAGAGCAGCAAAUGAUGGACUCUGUUUUCACCAAGCCAGUUACUAUCAAAGCUCCUGUGGUGCUAGAUUUGAACUCACCGGUUGGCCUGACACAGGGGGUCUUUACCCCGGACUAAUGACUUUUUUUUUCAUUUUGUUUUUUCAAGUAUUCCAGACUGAGUGAAGAAGAUUGAAGGUUGUGCUGCUGUGGAAAUUCGGGAUGUUGACAAUGAUGCAUUUGAGAAUGUGUGAGCUUGCUCUCCACGAUGCUGUGGAGGCUCAAAACUGUAGGGUGUGUGCUUUAUUUUCUAAGGAAGUCUGACAGGGUGAAGGUGAGAUGUGAAACGCACAUGUGGCUCGAGUGGAUGAUUUCAUCAAACUUCACGUGUGUAACCAGUAUGUUUACUACUAUGUAACCUCUUAAAAUCAACCAAUUAAAGCUCAAAGCAUUUGUCAUAA
Molecule: messenger RNA, 4747 nt
Organism: Perca fluviatilis (European perch)
Lineage: Eukaryota; Metazoa; Chordata; Actinopteri; Perciformes; Percidae
Gene: tnfrsf21
Product: tumor necrosis factor receptor superfamily, member 21
Exons: 6
Coding region: 303-2450 (715 amino acids)
Biological process (GO): signal transduction; negative regulation of T cell proliferation; adaptive immune response
Molecular function (GO): protein binding
Source: RefSeq, a predicted model, not a curated record